Molossus molossus (Pallas's mastiff bat) is the source of this 1960-nucleotide messenger RNA. RefSeq names its product molybdenum cofactor synthesis 3 (gene MOCS3). Gene Ontology annotation, biological process: tRNA wobble position uridine thiolation; protein urmylation. Gene Ontology annotation, molecular function: adenylyltransferase activity; thiosulfate-cyanide sulfurtransferase activity; URM1 activating enzyme activity. The record is from RefSeq and is a predicted model, not a curated record. Gene Ontology annotation, cellular component: cytoplasm; cytosol. Lineage: Eukaryota; Metazoa; Chordata; Mammalia; Chiroptera; Molossidae. Bases 3 to 1379 code for a protein of 458 amino acids. The transcript has a single exon.
CCAUGGCUGCCAGGGAGGAGGUUCUUGCCUUGCAGGCUGAAGUGGCCCAGCGCGAGGAGGAGCUGAGAUCCCUGAAGCAGAGACUGGCGGCGGCUCUUUCGGCGCAGGAAGAGCCAGAGCGGCUGGUGCCGGUGCCGCCCCUGCCGCCGAAGGCCGCCCUGUCCCGAGAGGAGAUUCUGCGCUACAGCCGGCAGCUCGUGCUGCCCGAGCUCGGGGUGCACGGACAGCUGCGCCUGGCGACCGCGUCCGUGCUGGUCGUGGGCUGCGGGGGGCUCGGCUGCCCCCUGGCGCAGUACCUGGCGGCGGCCGGCGUGGGCCGCCUCGGCCUCGUGGACUACGACGUGGUAGAAAUGAGCAACCUGGCCCGCCAGGUGCUGCACGGCGAGGCGCUGGCCGGCCAGGCCAAGGUCUUUUCGGCUGCCGCGGCCUUGCGCCGUCUCAACUCGGCCGUGGAGUGCGUGCCGUACGCGCAGGCUCUAACGCCGGCCACGGCCCUCGACCUGGUCCGCCGUUAUGACGUGGUAGCCGACUGCUCCGACAACGCGCCCACGCGCUACCUGGUGAACGACGCCUGUGUGCUCGCCGGCCGGCCCCUCGUGUCCGCCAGCGCCCUGCGCCUGGAGGGCCAGAUCACAGUCUACCACUACGAGGGCGGCCCUUGCUAUCGCUGCGUAUUCCCCCAGCCACCCCCAGCCGACACGGUGACCAGCUGCGCGGAUGGCGGGGUGCUCGGUGUCGUAACUGGGGUCCUGGGCUGCCUGCAGGCGCUGGAAGUGUUGAAGAUCGCCGCCGGGCUGGGCCCCUCUUACAGUGGCAGUCUGUUGCUCUUCGAUGCUCUCCGAGGACGUUUCCGCUGUAUUCGGCUGCGGAGCCGCAGGCCCGACUGUGCAGCUUGCGGGGAGCGGCCCACUGUGACUGACCUGCAGGACUAUGAAGCCUUCUGUGGCUCCUCGGCCACCGAUAAGUGUCGCUCCCUGCAGUUGCUGAGCCCAGGGGAGCGAGUUUCUGUCACCGACUAUAAGCGACUUCUGGAUUCUGGGUCACCGCACCUGUUGCUGGACGUCAGGCCUCAAGUGGAAGUGGACAUCUGUCGUUUGCCUCAUGCCCUACACAUCCCUUUGAAACAGUUGGAACGGAGGAAUGCGGAGAGCCUGAAACUCUUAGGAGAGGCAAUCCAGAAAGGGAAGCAAGACACCCAGGAAGGGGCAGCUCUCCCCAUUUAUGUCAUUUGCAAACUGGGCAAUGACUCCCAGAAAGCCGUGAAGAUCCUGCAGUCCUUGGCCGAAAUCCAGGAGUUAGACUUUCUGACGGUUAAGGACGUUGUGGGUGGACUCAUAGCCUGGGCUGCCAAAAUCGAUGGAACAUUUCCGCAGUACUGAGGUGGCUAACGUACACAGUCUGACCUGAGAAAGAUGUGAAUUGCCAUAUUACCUUAAAAAUAUAUUUAUUUGCAUUUUUCUCAGUAAUGUACAAAGAGACUGGGAUUCUGCAUCUGUGAAUAUGGACUUCUUUUUAUAAGGGGCUUUUUAAUGGUAAUUUAUUGGAUGAUAUAGUUGUUAAUGGGCUAUAAUAUUGUUUCUGAGAACUGCCCUGUGUUUUCAGUACUUGGAGGGUGCCUUGAACAUGUGAGAUAUAUUGUAAGCGACAGGAUUUUGUAUUUUAAUCCGCAGAUCAUUUGCCUGCCCUGCUUUUUUCCCACCUCCCCCAAUCAAAAAGCUCUCUAACUGGUCUGUUUUAUGCCUGGAAUUAAGUUGUUGUAAACUUAGUCUUACCAAGUUGAUCACAGAUGAUAUACUUAAGAUCAGUUUAUUGUUUACUAAAGGCAUCCUUUGGGUCUUAUUUCUACUUCACAUGAUAGAAUAUGUCCUACAGAAAUAAAUGUUAAGAUGUAAAUUGUUUGGAUUUUCUGGAAAGUGGUCAUUAAAUAUUUUGAAGCAUAUCAAAGUGAAAUAUUUACAGA